Achroia grisella is the source of this 3485-nucleotide messenger RNA. It is a transcript of the gene RpI135, whose product is annotated as DNA-directed RNA polymerase I subunit RPA2. NCBI's taxonomy places the organism in Eukaryota, Metazoa, Arthropoda, Insecta, Lepidoptera, Pyralidae. Bases 86 to 3475 code for a protein of 1129 amino acids. Gene Ontology annotation, cellular component: nucleus; RNA polymerase I complex. Gene Ontology annotation, biological process: DNA-templated transcription. Gene Ontology annotation, molecular function: DNA-directed RNA polymerase activity; DNA binding; ribonucleoside binding. The record is from RefSeq and is a predicted model, not a curated record. The transcript is spliced from 20 exons.
UAAUGCUUAUUGCACGUGUUUAUUUUGAUUCCCACAUAAUUUAAAAGAUUUAUGUAAUUAAUAUAAUAUAUAAGUGUACUUCAAAAUGAAACCAAAAAAAGUUGCACAGAAGCCUUCCUUGUCCUAUACAAGUAAUAAAAAUUAUUAUAAAACUCCUAAAACUGCCAAUCCGAGUCUACAAUGCCUUGGGACACCACACAUAGAAUCAUUCAACUACUUGGUUGAAGACGGCUUAAAAGCCGCUGUUGCUGAUUUAAUACCGGCAGAAUUUGAUACGCCUGGUGGAGAUAGAAUAAAAAUAGCUAUAGAAGAAGCCACUUUCUCUAAACCCAGCAUUCCACUUGAUGUUGUGGGUAUUAAAUCGCAGCAAAUUUAUCCAACAGAAUGCAGGCAAAGAGGUGUGACUUACAAAGGUGAAUUUAAGAUACGAUUGAUAUUGAGUAUCAAUGGUAAAGAAAUGAUAAUGGAUAAGACAUUGGGCUACCUACCUAUAAUGGUUAAGUCCAAACUGUGCCAUUUAUCUGGGAUGUCACCUGAGGAUCUUGUUGAACACAAUGAACAUGCUGAGGAGUGGGGAGGUUAUUUUGUUGUAAAGGGACAUGAGCGGCUAAUCCGCAUGUUGCUAGCAACUAGGAGGAAUUAUCCAGUUGCAAUCAAACGGCCUUCAUGGAAAAUGAGAGGCAAUUUGUUCACUGAAUAUGGUAUAUUUGUGCGCAGUGUUAAAGCUGAUCAAACAGUUAGGACAAAUGUAUUACAUUUCUUACAAAAUGGCACUUGCAAACUGAUGUUUGUGCACAACAAAAGGAUGUACUUUGCUCCUUUGAUUUUGAUCCUGAAAUGUUUAGUGGAUUGGCCAGAUCAUUAUAUCUACAGAUUACUUUUGCAUGGAAAGAAAAAUGAUUUGUAUUAUGUGAAUUGCAUCCAAAACAUGCUCCGAGAGCUGCACGAGGAAGAACUCCACACAUCAGAAGAAUGUCUUUCAUAUCUAGGACGCAUGUUCAGACCAAAACUAUAUGAGCUUCCACUUUGGUGUACUGAUGAAGAGGCAGCCGUUUACCUGCUAAACCAAAGUCUGAUGAUUCACCUACCAAAUCAUAAGGACAAGUUUUACAGUCUUGUUUUUAUGGCACAAAAGCUAUUUGAUUUGGUGCAGAAUAAAUGCAAAGUGGAAGGUGCUGAUUCUGUAAUGACACAAGAGUUGGUAUUAGGAGGCCACUUGUACCUUCAGAUAUUGAAGGAACGGCUGCAGUCUAUAAUCGUUGGGUUAAAGUUUCAGUUUCGUAGAAAAGGUUCGACCAAAAAUCUCGAAAUUUCUACGACUCAACUCUCUCAAAUGAUACGCAUGACCGGCAACCUGGAGACUAAGAUGGAAAUGUUCUUAGCCACGGGAAACGCGCCAUCCAGCAAUGUAAAUCUCACUCAAUACAAGGGGCUUACCAUCGUCGCUGAGAACAUCAACAGAUUACGAUAUAUGUCGCAUUUCAAGUCUAUCCACCGCGGAUCAUUCUUCAUGGAGAUGCGUACGACUGAGGCGCGACAGCUGUUGCCCGACGCGUGGGGCUUCGUGUGUCCGGUGCACACGCCUGACGGUGCGCCCUGUGGCCUGCUUAACCAUCUCACCAUGACUGCACAGGUAUCGCAGAAUCCUGAUCCAAAGCAAAUAGAGUCACUAAUAUACGUGUUGGAAAGAAGCGGGAUGGAACCAAUAAGCGUAAUAGCGCAGACGCCAAUCGCUUAUGAUGUUUACAAAUACCCUGUGUUCCUCGAUGGGCGACUACUCGGGUACCUGGCUGAGGACAUAGUUGUCAAGUCGAUUACAUACCUUCGCAGCCUCAAGGUCAAGGGCGAGCAGAUCCCCAUCACUACCGAGAUCGUCCUUAUACCGAAGAAACAAAUUUGUUCGCAAUACGCGGGCGUGUUCCUGUUCACGACCGAGGCUCGCAUGAUGCGGCCCGUCAUCAACUUGGUAACAGGAAGCUUGGAGCUGAUAGGCACGUUGGAGCAGGUGUACUUAGAUAUUGCAGUCACGAAGGAGGAAAUCUAUAAAGGCCUAACAACUCAUUUGGAACUGUCAAAAACAGCUUUCAUGAGCAAUUUAGCGCAACUGAUCCCAAUGCCAGACUGCAACCAAUCACCGCGUAAUAUGUACCAGUGUCAAAUGGGUAAGCAGACAAUGGGUACCCCAGUCCACAUAUGGGAUAAGUUGGGCCCUGGCAAACUGUUUCGGCUGCAGACUCCAGCGACGCCGCUAUUUCGGCCCGCGCACUACGACAACAUCGGUCUCGACGACUAUCCUCUCGGCACCAACGCCAUCGUCGCUGUCAUCUCUUACUCGGGUUAUGACAUGGAAGACGCAAUGAUAAUCAACAAAUCAGCGUACGAACGGGGCUUCGCGGCUGGUUACAUUUACAAGUCAGAAUUCGCGUACCUGCCUAACAUGACUUCGUUCUUUCAACGCGAUCCUAACAAGCCGGAACUCAAUGACUACAUGGACGUGGAUGGAUUACCACCAGUCGGUGCCAGGAUACAAUACAAUGAUCCGUAUUACUGUUACUUUAAUACUGAGAAAAGUCAAUUCAACGUAUGUCGGUAUCACGGCAAAGAGGAGGUGUUUGUGGAGAGUGUGAGACUUUGUGGAGACCUUAGUUUCAAGACUGCGACUAAAGCUUGCAUCGUGAUGAGAACACAGCGUAAUCCAACUGUAGGCGACAAAUUCGCAUCUCGCGCUGGCCAAAAGGGUAUCUGUUCCCAACGUUGGGCGGCCGAGGACCUCCCGUUCACGGAAUCUGGGCUCAUACCUGAUAUACUGUUCAACCCUCACGGCUUCCCGUCGCGCAUGACCAUCGCUAUGAUGAUCGAGUGUAUGGCUGGCAAAGCGGCCAGUGUGCACGGACAUGUGCACGAUGCGACCCCGUUCCGAUUCAACGAGAAGGAUACAGCAAUAGGAUACUUCGGGCGACUGCUGGAGGCAGCCGGGUAUGAUUACUAUGGCACUGAGCGCGUCUACAGCGGCGUGGACGGCCGCGAGAUGGAGGCCGACGUGUUCUUCGGCGUCGUACACUAUCAGCGGCUGCGGCACAUGGUCUCCGACAAGUGGCAGGUGCGGACGACGGGUGCAGUGGAUGCGCUGACGCGACAACCUGUGAAGGGACGUCGGCGUGGUGGUGGCGUGAGGCUCGGUGAGAUGGAGAGAGAUGCACUGCUGUCUCACGGCGCCUCAUUCCUGCUGCAGGACCGCUUACUGCAUUGUUCCGAUGAAAGUCAGGCAAUUCUGUGUACAAAGUGCGGUACACUACUGGGUCCAAUAGUGGGCAAGAUUGAGGGGAGCAAGGACACCUGCCGACUGUGUCAGGAGGGCAACCUGGUUACAGUCUCCAUACCUUACAUAUUCAAAUUAUUUGUAACACAACUAGCAGCUGUUAAUAUUAAUAUUAAGAUUAAUUGUAAUACUAAUUUAGCAAUAAAAAGUUGUUAAUCAAGUACAA